Messenger RNA from Corythoichthys intestinalis (scribbled pipefish), 396 nucleotides. Its product is annotated as dispanin subfamily A member 2b-like. The transcript has 2 exons. The record is from RefSeq and is a predicted model, not a curated record. NCBI's taxonomy places the organism in Eukaryota, Metazoa, Chordata, Actinopteri, Syngnathiformes, Syngnathidae. The coding region runs from base 1 to 396 and encodes 131 amino acids. Gene Ontology annotation, cellular component: plasma membrane.
AUGUACCCAGCAAACAACCAGUCUGUUGCCGUUCCAAUGCUGCCCGCCAACUAUUAUCCCGACCAACCGGCCACGGUGGUUCAGCACACUACUGUCAACGUGACCAGGGAGAGGGUGCGUGACCACAUUAUAUACUCCCUCUGCUCUUUUGUCCACAUGGGCAACCCUCUCUGCUUGGGAUUGCUGGCGGUCAUCUACUCCAUCAAGGCCAGAGAUCGUAAGGUGAUGGGAGACCUCGAGGGAGCGAAAAAGCAUGCCACAAUCGCCUUGUGCCUCAACAUUGCAGUCUCUGUCAUUUUUGGCCUGUUUGUCCUUAGUGUCAUCAUCGCAUUUUCAGUCAUUCUGUCUCAGUCACCAUACUAUGAUUAUGGGCCGAGGUAUAAUCACUGGAAUUAG